Condylura cristata (star-nosed mole) is the source of this 582-nucleotide messenger RNA. RefSeq names its product olfactory receptor 8D4-like. Gene Ontology annotation, biological process: G protein-coupled receptor signaling pathway; sensory perception of smell. The annotation marks the transcript as partial. Gene Ontology annotation, molecular function: odorant binding; olfactory receptor activity. The transcript has a single exon. Gene Ontology annotation, cellular component: membrane. Lineage: Eukaryota; Metazoa; Chordata; Mammalia; Eulipotyphla; Talpidae. The record is from RefSeq and is a predicted model, not a curated record.
GCCUAUGAUCGCUAUGUCGCCAUCUGCAGUCCCCUGCUCUACAAUGUCAUCAUGUCCCCUCGGGUCUGUUCUCUGCUGGUGGCUGCUGUCUUCUCCAUAGGUUUUACCCUUUCCAUGGUUUAUGAAGUUUUUUUGUUACAGUUGGAUUUCUGCGGAUCAAAUAUCAUUACGCAUUAUUACUGUGACAUCAUUCCCCUCAUGAAAGUCUCCUGUUCCAGCACGUAUAUUGAUGAACUUUUGAUUUUUGUCAUUGGGGGAUUUAACAUGGUAGCUACCAGCCUGACAAUCAUCAUUUCCUACGUUUUCAUCCUCUCCAGCAUCCUCCACAUCCAGUCUAAAGAGGGCAGGUCCAAGGCUUUCAGCACCUGUGGCUCUCACUUGACAGCUGUUCUUAUUUUCUAUGGGUCUCUCAUGUUCAUGUAUCUCAAACCUGCUUCCAGCAGCUCAGCCACCCAGGAGAAAGUGACAUCUGUAUUUUACACCAUUGUGAUUCCCAUGUUGAACCCCCUGAUUUAUAGUUUAAGGAAUAAGGAAGUGCAAAAUGCACUGAUGAAGCUCUUAAAGAGAAAAAUAUCAUCAUGA